AGAAGUCCAGCCUGUCUGACUGUGGCCAUUUUCUUCAAUCAUAAUUUGAUUUGUGGACUCUGAAGCCUGAGAGAGGAGGGGGAGAGGAGCACCCGUCCCUUCAACCCCCACCUCCCGUUUGCUUGAGCCAUAGGGAAAGGUUUUACACACACACACACACACAACCACACACACGGACGAAAAGCAGCACACCGGGCUAGGCCGCAAGUCAUUAGUUCUUGGUGGGCAAGUACUGACAAAAGGCUGGGGGAGAGAAGCCUGCCUGAGAGCCUGGAGAGCACCACAGGACCUAUGGAGGGCUGAGCAGACGGACGCUCGCCUGCUUCCUUGAUUGUGUUGUUGUUUUUGUUUUGGGAAGGAAGCGACGCGGAGUGCUCAACGAGCGGGGAAGCGAGAGCGAUCACUCGUGUUGAGGAUCUACUUGUGCAUUUUAAAAAGGCGAGAGCAGCAGGUCCACGUCGCCUCGUCUGCUGCCGCUGCCCUGAAGAGGAAGAGAAAGAAGAAGAGGAAGAGGAAGAACCCCACCACCACCACCACCACACGAAAGCGAUGUUGUUGUUGCGUGGACUCGUGUGUGCGUGAUGUCUUCAUUGCGGGUCACAACGCUGCCGCGGGCGGGAUUUACGGCCGAAGAGGAGCGCUGUGUCCGCCUCGCUGGAUGGAAGGCAGCUCUAGAGCCAGAGCCGGUUGAUUCUCCAGAGCCACGCCGAGGUACGCGCCACGGCUUCAUUCAGCGGCAUCGAGAGGGGAAUUAAUCGGCAGACAGCCGCGUUAUAGGAGCGAGGACGGGUUGAGCGUGAGGGCUUUAAGAGCGGCGGCCGAAGCCUCUCCAGGCAUGUGCUGAGGGAGCUACACAGAGGUCCUUUUUCAGCCAUUGCUGUUGCUACAGAGACUCAGUGCGCGCGCGUGUGUGUGAGAGGGGAGAUUGUCACCUCAUGUCAUUAGCUGGCCAUUCUCUGCUGCCCUCGUUUGGGGGGGAUGUGUGCUGCACGUGUUUGACUCGGUGUUUCCUGUGAAAGGUUCCCCGGCUGGCGCGUGACACCGUCCGCCGGCUCGUGGUCGCGCAGCUGCUCUUCAGCGGGGCGAGACGCACCGGGCAGCGGAGGAGAAGAAGGGAUCACAACCCACAGGCAUGCCACACUAAAAGUUGCCACACUGCAGACUGGUUCCAGGUCAUAGUGGAGUGGGAGGAGACUGGACGGCUCUGGUGUUUUCUUAUUCUCCAAACACCCUCCUCCUAAAUGCUGUCGCCUAUUUAAUGUGUCAUGGACGCCGGCUGUAUUUAGCUUGAGGACUUAUUUUAUUUGAAAAGCGCCUGCUCAAAAAGACUUGACACAUGAGAGCACGGGUGAGCAGACACUACUGAUCAUCUCCAGGUGAGGGCGAACACACGCUGGACUUUUUCAAAUUGAUGUUACCUUGACAGCAGCCAGACAUCUUGGCUGCCUGUCCCGUUUUCUUCCGCCGUGGUUCGGUAACCAAGCGAUGGCCAUGGUGAGUGGGGGCUGGGGAGAUCCUAAUGGGGGCACCAACGGGCUGGGGGACAAGAGCUACCUGAGGGGGGAGGAGGAAGACGGCUCUCCCCAGGCGGGAGGGAGCGACAUGGAGGCCGGAGACGAGGACAAGUCGUGCGUGGUGGACUGCGUGGUGUGCGGGGACAAGUCCAGCGGGAAGCAUUACGGCGUCUUCACGUGCGAGGGCUGCAAGAGCUUCUUCAAGCGCAGCGUCAGGCGCAACCUCAGCUACACUUGCAGGACGAACAGAGAGUGUCAGAUUGACCAGCACCACAGGAACCAGUGCCAGUACUGUCGACUGAAGAAGUGUUUCCGUGUUGGCAUGCGCAAAGAAGUUCAACGCGGUCGCAUCCCACCUCAGCCGAGCCUCAGCCCCUCCAUCACACCAAUAGGUGGCGCCAGCGGCCUUGGGGGUGGCGACUUCUAUAACAACAAUGGAGGAAGUGGCGGCGGUCAGCCGGUGUCGGAGCUCAUUUCCCAGCUGCUGCGUGCCGAGCCGUACCCCAGCAGUCGGUUUGGACACCAGUACAACCAACAGGCCGGUCCAGAUAACGCCAUGGGGAUUGAUAACAUCUGUGAACUGGCUGCCAGGCUCCUCUUCAGCACCGUGGAGUGGGCCAGAAGCAUCCCUUAUUUCCCCGAGCUGCCCGUGUCAGACCAGGUCGCCCUGCUGAGGCUGAGCUGGAGCGAGCUGUUCAUCCUCAACGCGGCCCAGUCGGCCCUGCCACUCCACAUGGCUCCCUUGUUGGCCGCGGCCGGCUUCCACUCCUCGCCCAUGUCUGCUGAGCGCGUGGUGUCCUUCAUGGACCAGGUGAGGGUGUUCCAGGACCAGGUGGACAAGCUGACCCGGCUGCAGGUGGACUCUGCAGAGUACAGCUGUCUCAAGGCCAUCGCGCUCUUCUCACCAGACGCCUGUGGUCUAACGGACCCAGUCCACGUGGAGUCUCUGCAGGAGAAGGCUCAGGUGGCUCUGACGGAGUACGAGAGGAUGCAGUACCCGAGUCAGCCUCAGCGAUUCGGACGCCUGCUGCUGCGCCUCCCCGCCCUGCGCGCCGUUCCCGCCAGCCUCAUCUCGCAGCUCUUUUUCAUGCGCCUGGUAGGAAAGACACCCAUCGAGACGCUGAUCCGUGACAUGCAGCUCUCCGGAAGCUCAAUCAGUUGGCCGUAUGUCCCGGGACAGUAGCCCCCCCCCCCCCCGUUUGGGAUUAGUGACGACAAUGACCCACAGGAGACCUCCUGACUCAUCACUAUCCAUCUGCGUGGUUAACAAACUGCAGUGCCAGCUGGCCGUCAUACGUACAGUAACCGCUCUAUUCCCUCAUGAAGCGAGCCCUCUGCCUCAGUGAAGAGAGGAGCCGGUGUCAGGCUGCAUGUGUCUUGUUGCCAGCCGAGUCGUUCUGGUGCCAGGUCUCCGGCCAGAGAACAGCUGUUCAUGCUGGGCUCCGAUAUGGCCACCGCGGCCAGUCAUGUCACCACCCACGUGCCAUAGUGACUAAAGACGCUGCCGUUUCAUGUAGAGGGCAGCAGCACCCUGCUACAAAAACAUCUAGAGGACAAAACGGUCCCGUCGCUGAAAAUCAACUGAACAUUUUCCCCACAGAGGGCUCAUUUUCCCCGGCUCACCAUUUGUGAUACAGUGACCUUUUUAAUCACAACACUGAUACUAUGACACUACGGUACCAUGAUUAAACUGGAUCUAAGUGAACAUUGGUGAACUGGAUAGACGACAAAGUGACGGCUUCAUUGAGUUCAGCGCUCUCUCGGCUCGGCACCGAGGAAGAAGCCAAGCAGCCAAUCAAAUGGAACCGAACGAAAACAAAACCAAGGAAAAAUCACCAAAGUCUAUCAUAUCAUCCUCUGAGAUGUUUUUUUUAAUUGAAUGAUAAGCAGAGAGAGAAAGAGAGACACGGACUCUUGUGACUGCCUGACCAUCACACAGGGCUCACUGUUGUUCCCUGAGAGUGGAGUAAUACCUCAGGAGACAUCAGAAUGCUUCAGUCUGAUAUUUCCGAAACACAAACCUCUGUAAAUGUCGUUCGCCAGAAACCGCCUUCUUUUUGACAACUGCCUUGUUAUUCAUUAUGAAUUUGGACCGCAUCAAAUAUGAAAUGAGCAUCACAAACAUCCGUUUAGUAUCUUUUUAAAAAAGAUCCCCAAAGUGACUUUCACUCCUGUGUUUGUAAUAUGAGUUUUGACUGACUGAAUAAGGUAAAUUCAGCUAUCAUGCAUUGUUUGGAUCUAGUAAAAAAAAAAAAGAUAUUGUUGGGGAAACGGCAGGCUGUCGUGAACUAAACAAACAAAUUGAGAUGUAUGAAUUAGUUACAGUUGGUGGUGAGAGUUUAUAACCGACGCAACUAAAUACCAGUUUACGGCGACCAUUGCUGUCUCGGGGUCAUAACCCCUUAACAUUUUUAUUGAAAUGUGUAAAUAUUGAGGCCAACUUUGUCUUUUUGCAUGUUCAAUUGUUGUUUUGGAUCUCCAAGUGGAGACUGUUUCAUUCUUUUGCAUUAUGUAACUCGAGGUUCAUUUAAACAUUUAAGUAUUGCUUUCACUGUUGACUCCUAAAUGUUUUUUUUCUAUAUAUUUACAUAAAAAUACCUCCGUCAUCUGUUUAGAUGUCAAAAAAGAAGCUUAUCUUCAUGCCAUGUGAGCUGGUAUGACAGAGUCUCUACUGUUGUGAAUGAUGUGAGGGGAAACUGUAAUGGGGCGAAACCUGGUGGAAAACUGCACUUGGAGGCAUUCAAUGACAAAGCAUUACACUAUCUGUGAAAGUUAAAAGGAGAUGGGCCCUGAUUUGAUGGUUCACCAGGACUUCAAGAGGUGAGUUUACAAAAUCACAAGUAAAAUAUUAUUCAGAAAGAACGAAAUUGACUCCAAGUACAACAUAUUAGCAUUUAGUGUUUUCAAACACGAAGUGGAAGGAUGUAACGCCGCUUCAUGAUCUGCCGCCGGGCCUUUCGGACGUUGUUUGGAUAAUUCUUCUUUUAGGCAACAACUCACAAAACUUUGUCAUUGAGAGAAAAAAAAAAGAAGAAUAUGCUAUUAAUGUUUUCUUAUCUUUGUGUUACUGAGUUCUUACGUUUUUGAAAUUCUAUGUAUGGCAACGUUAUUAAAAGAAUCAAAAGAUGA
Pseudoliparis swirei is the source of this 4643-nucleotide messenger RNA. RefSeq names its product nuclear receptor subfamily 2, group F, member 6a (gene nr2f6a). Bases 1486 to 2697 code for a protein of 403 amino acids. Gene Ontology annotation, biological process: anatomical structure development; cell differentiation; negative regulation of transcription by RNA polymerase II. The record is from RefSeq and is a predicted model, not a curated record. Gene Ontology annotation, molecular function: RNA polymerase II cis-regulatory region sequence-specific DNA binding; zinc ion binding; nuclear receptor activity. The transcript is spliced from 5 exons. NCBI's taxonomy places the organism in Eukaryota, Metazoa, Chordata, Actinopteri, Perciformes, Liparidae.